Messenger RNA from Laetiporus sulphureus 93-53, 444 nucleotides. RefSeq lists its product as uncharacterized. The record is from RefSeq and is a predicted model, not a curated record. The annotation marks the transcript as partial. The transcript has 2 exons. NCBI's taxonomy places the organism in Eukaryota, Fungi, Basidiomycota, Agaricomycetes, Polyporales, Laetiporaceae.
UGACCUGGAUUCAAACAAUUACCGUGCUAGAAAGUUACGUUCAUGGGGAGCGGAAUGCGUUCAAAGUUUGAUUAAGCACUUUGGUUGGUCACCGAAGUGUGACGUGCGCGUGAAGGGUGAUGUUCACAGGCGUUAUGAUAACUUGGCAUGCGUAGGCCUGGCCCUCAAAUUGGCUUACAGAGCAUGGAUCAACACGGACGCGGCUUUAGCGUCGGCGAAGAGCAGGAGCUUUGGGCUGAGAUCCUCAUCUUUGAACUUGCCAAACAAGCGGGCGUGAGGCAGAUGACCAUUGCCGUGCACAGAUUAGGAUAGUUGUACGAAAAUGUAUUGAAGACCUGACGUGGACGAGACUUCCUAGUUGACGAUGUGCGCGCUCAUCUGAUGAAUCAAAUCCAAGCUUUCCUGCGACCUCGGGCGGACAUCGCAUUUCAAGUCGAUUGGUUG